AUGGAGAUUUUCUCUGUCUUGUCCGAACCGUCCCUCGUCACCGUCGCCGUGACCGCGCUCUGUUUUCUCCUCGCGCUAUUCUCUCUCCUCCGAUCGUUCUCCCUUCCCCGGAGAUUCACGCCGCCGAGGAAGCACCACUGCGAUUGCGCCUCCGAUUCCGGCUCCUUGUCCGCCGCAGGCACCGUGUCCUACCUCAACGGCGCCGCCGAAAUGCUCGAGCCCAGUCCAGUUCCGGCUCCGGUGGUCUUGGCGGAGCGGCGGACGGGUUCGUCCAUGAUGGAGGAACUGGUUCCGGAGAUUACGACGCACGCGCUCAGUUACUUGGAUUAUCCCAGUCUCUGUCGCCUCUCCAUGACCAAUUCUUUGAUGCGAAAGGCUGCGAAUGAUGAUAACGCUUGGAAGGCCUUGUAUCACAAGGACUUCACAUUGGAACAAGAUAGUAUCACACCCACUAAUGGGUGGAAGGCGUACUAUGCUGCAACAAGAGCAAUUGUGAAUAUUAAUACAGAAUUCUUCAACAUUGUAAGAGAUAAGUCUCUUCCAUCAAUGAGUCGUUUUUGGCUGAAUGCAGAUUAUGUGAAGUGCAUACAUGCUUCAGGAGAACUCUUUUCUGGGUUUAAUGCAGUAAUGCAGAGUUGGCAACUAGUAUUCAACUGGGAGCAAGGAUUGAAUUUUCAGGUUAGAGAUGUUCGCGCUCGCGUCUUGGCAGACAUGGCUUGGGUUACCAUGAAAACAUAUGUUGACAUGGAUACAGGGCCAUUCAAUGUGACCAAUGUUUUUGAGUUCCAUAAUGGACGGUGGUAUAUGGUUCAUCAUCACAGUUCUGUGAUGAAUGGGGAUGUGGACCAUCAUAUAGUGCAUGGAUAA
Molecule: messenger RNA, 867 nt
Organism: Sphenostylis stenocarpa
Lineage: Eukaryota; Viridiplantae; Streptophyta; Magnoliopsida; Fabales; Fabaceae
Source: the annotation of a GenBank genome assembly